AAUACGAUCACAUUUCUAUAGGACAUAAAUAGAUUUUCUAUUUCUCUAGAGCUGUCUUUAAGCUUCAUAUGGUCUGUUUAUUCUGAAACAUGCAAUGAUUUUCUUCAACUCUUCAUGUUUACGGAGUGGACAUGACGUAUUAUUUAGAUCCUGGGCCAUUCUAAGGCCUACUUAUGUUCCCUCACGUGCCUCUUCUCUCUCGGCCAUCCAUCGUGGACUUCGGAACUCGGAGAAGGCUAGAGCUCAAGGCUUCAAAAAGACAGCUUUGAACACAGCUAGAUCAAAAAGAGGUUUACCUGAGGAACUGCCGACGUUUAAGAUUAAAAAAGGCAAGAAAGACAUCACAUUCACAACUCCUAAGCCAAAGUCUAGACGGGCACGCUUCUAUGAUCCGGAUGAAGAGUUUGGGAAGAAGAGUCUAGUUUACCAACUGGGGAAUGGUCCCUUACGACGCAAAUUGGGCGACUUGAGCGAAAGAGAGCAACCAGAGCAACGCGGAAGGGAAGAUAGGGUAACACGGAGUCAAUUUUUCAAGGAUUUUGAGUCCAGUUCAGGACAAAAGUCAUCCUCGGAUAGAAAUGAUCGAGGAGGUCGCGAUUUUUCUAGGAGAAGCCGUUCAGUGGAAGGGAAAGGAAGGUCUCGUCCGUCAUCACGUUUCAGCCCAUCUUCAAAUGAAUCGAGAGCAUUCGGCGAUAGGACGUCGAAUAAUUCAAGAGAUUUCGCUAGGCCUCCGCGAGAUAGGUUCUCCAGUUCCGGAUUUCAAAGAAAAGAGCGCGAUUUUCGUCAGCCUUUAGAGAAGCCGGCGGAGUCGAGAGCGUUUGGGGAGCUUAGGGAACCUAGGGAAAAUAGGGAGCGAGAGCGAUAUCAAAAAGAUGAAGAACCCACAUUCCGACAAACCUCAUCAAGAGACAGUGGACCAAAAGAUAGUGGUUCUAUCCGCCUUCAUCGCACUACCGCAGCAUCGCAAUUUCUCUAUGGCCGCUCUGUAGUUGAGGCUGCCCUUAAAAACACCACGCGACAACUUUAUAAUCUAUAUCUUUACUGCGGAGAAAAUCGACGAGAUGCUUCGGGUAUCACCGGCCUUGAAAGACAGGCGAACCAAGUUGGUGUCACCGUCAAAAAGGUGACGGACAAUGUGGGAUUGCGGAUGAUGGAUAAAAUGAGCGAUGGUCGACCGCAUAAUGGCUGUGUUCUUGAGGCAUCUCCAUUACCUCAAUUGCCACUUAGAUCUCUAGGUGAAUGGACCGAAGAACCAACCCCCGGAUUCAGUAUCGCGCUGGCUCACCAAUCUGUCGAAGAGGCCCAGGUGAAUGGCACUUCUGACUUUGUCGAAUGCACCCUACCACCUGGCAGGAAACCGUUUGUUCUAUUAUUGGAUGGUAUUCUAGAUCCGGGCAAUUUAGGUGCUAUCCUACGAUCGGCAGCUUUUCUAGGUGUUAACGCCAUCGGGAUCACAAAAGGCCAUUCCGCUACAUUGACUUCGGUGGCUUUGAAAGCAUCUGCUGGUGCCUCCGAAGUUGUUAAGCUGUUCUCAGUCGAUACCACGCUCAAUUUCCUCACUCGAUCCAAGGAGGCGGGCUGGGUGGUCUAUGCUGCAGUGGCGCCAGGUUCUCGACCUAGAGAGGGAAAACAUCUCACACCAGACAGAGUAGAAUCAUACGAUCCAUUAUCGAGCCAACCAACAAUUCUAAUGGUUGGAAGUGAAGGAGAGGGUCUUUCGAGUAAAACGAGACGGAUGGCGGAUUAUGAAGUUUCGAUACCGAAUCAUUCUGGAUCUUCCGCCGUGGAAAGUCUUAAUGUUAGCGUGGCAACGGGUGUCCUUUGCUCUGCCUUCUUGAAGAAGCAGUAUUCGGAUAGCAAGUUUGAUAAGAUCAUUGAGGUUCCCGAUAACGACGACGAAUCGCAGCAGCAACUAUGGUAAUGUUGCGUGGACUUGUAUUUGUAACGACGCAGUUAUGGACAUAUGAUACCUGAUAUCAAUGAGACAUUUGUACGACCAUCAUGUAUAUAUACUGGGAAUAUCUCAAUGGGAUAGGUAUAAUGUGAGAUAUUCUAUCGUGAAUAUCGAGCGAGGAAAGUAAGGCCUAAUUAUUCAGUGCUUGGACAUGCGCGACACACAAAACUUGUCUGCUACAUACAUAGGUCUGCAACGACUCCUUUCGAAAUAAAGAAGUUUAAUCCUGUUA
Hypoxylon trugodes is the source of this 2186-nucleotide messenger RNA. RefSeq lists its product as uncharacterized. The record is from RefSeq and is a predicted model, not a curated record. Gene Ontology annotation, molecular function: RNA methyltransferase activity; RNA binding. Lineage: Eukaryota; Fungi; Ascomycota; Sordariomycetes; Xylariales; Hypoxylaceae. Gene Ontology annotation, cellular component: mitochondrion. Gene Ontology annotation, biological process: rRNA methylation. The transcript has a single exon. Bases 95 to 1921 code for a protein of 608 amino acids.